CGAGCCGUCGUCUCUCACUCCUCCAGGCACCCAUCGUCUCUCACCUCCCGUCCGCCGCUGCAUCCUCAGCCCCACCCGCACCCUCGCCGGCCGCCUCCUCAGCCCCACCCGCACCCUCGCCGGCCGAGUUGGGUCCUGCUUGGGAGGGGAGAAAAAGCUCAGUACAUUCGAUUCUCCUUCUCAAAUGGGGAUGGGGAUGGGGGUUGGCGGUUAGGGUUCCAAUCGAUCGAUUUCAGAGGAGAGGAGAGGGGAGGGGAGGGGAGGGAGGGAGAAAUGUUCGGGGACAUGGCCGCCACCGACUCCAGCAGCAUGGCCAUGGCCAUGGCCUUUUACCCGCUUCAGGGCCAGGGGCUCCCCACCACCUCCUCCUACAAUCCCCCGCACCACCACAACCACAUGCUCUCCUUCACGUCGUCCACUCCCGAUCCCACCCUUAUGCCCCCCGCCACCACCUCCUCACUUCCAUCAGCUCCAAAAAAGUACAAGUUUGUCACCGCUUCGCCUGCCGAUUGGACCGCACACGAGGUUGCAACCUUGGAGGAGGGCCUCAUCAGAUACGCCCAUGAACCUAAUAUUACCAAGUACAUCAAGAUUGCUGCUAUGCUGCCGGCUAAGACCAUUAGGGAUGUUGCACUAAGAUGCUGUUGGACUCCUGGAAACGAAACUAGGAGGAGGAAACCUGAUGACUAUUAUGCAGGGGAAAACAUGACGUACUUGAAGAAUAAGAUGGUUGCCUCUACCUCGGCAGCUAACGUUCCAAUGCCGCCUACAAACAGUGCAUUCCUGCUUCCAUUAUCACUGCAUCAUCCAAGUCAAAAUAGCUUGGUUCCUAUGGAAGCAGCCCCUGUUUUAGAUAGUGCAAUUCAGCAUCUUCUGGAGGAAAAUAAUCAGUUACUCAGCCAGAUUGCUGCAAAUAUCAAAACCUUCAAGACGGAGGAGAAUAUGGACCUAUUUCUACGCAUGAAUAACAAUAUAAGAGCAAUUUCAGAAAGAAUGAGGGAGACACGGGGUACCAUGGGUCAGAUGCCUUCCUUGCCAGUACAUGUAAAUGAAGAGCACUUGAGUUCACUUGUUCAUUUGCACAGUGGGGGCAAGCUUGACAUGAAGCUGUCGUAGCAAAUACAUGUUGGAAGGGAGGGGAAGAAAUGGCGCCCUGGUGAUUUUCUGUAUAAAUGGCAUGAAAAACACCACAUCUCCGCAUGCAGAUUGCAGAAUGAGGUGAUAUGUAGGCUACACCGAGCAAGCUGCGGCAUAUAUAAUAAGUAACUGCAGGCCUAUUCUGUUGUUGGGACUAUCUUUUGAUUGCUAGGGAAGGGAAAGAUGAGCAGGGCAAGUACUGAAACCAAGUGAUUGCGUGGUGAAUUUUGUUAUUUAUUUUGAGGAAUAUGCUACUCCUCCAAGUCCUUUGGGUGCUAGAAGAAGAUAGACGUAGACCCAGGCAAGGGAGGGAGAACAUACUAGGAGAUUAGAGUAGGUUAUUAGGCUUGAUUGAGUUGAGUCUCAUGUAAAUACAAUACAUUGCUCGCCUCUAAUCAAUUUGAUUUGAUGAUGACA
Setaria italica (foxtail millet) is the source of this 1554-nucleotide messenger RNA. RefSeq lists its product as uncharacterized. The transcript has 8 exons. Bases 274 to 1116 code for a protein of 280 amino acids. Lineage: Eukaryota; Viridiplantae; Streptophyta; Magnoliopsida; Poales; Poaceae. The record is from RefSeq and is a predicted model, not a curated record.